AUGGAUCUUAAGAAUGGAUCUCUAGUGACUGAGUUUAUUUUACUAGGAUUUUCUGGACAAUGGAAACUUCAGAUUUUCUUCUUUGUGACAUUCUCCUUGGUCUACGGUGCUACUGUGUUGGGAAAUAUUCUCAUUCUGGUCACAGUAACAUUUAGCUCCAUGCUUCAUUCGCCCAUGUACUUCCUCCUUGGAAACCUUUCGUUUUUAGACAUGUGUCUCUCCAGUGUCACCACACCCAAGAUGAUCACAGACUUCCUCACUGAACACAAAACCAUCUCCGUAGGAGGCUGCAUGGCCCAGAUGUUCUUUAUGCACUUCUUUGGGGGUGCUGAGAUGACUCUUUUGAUCGCCAUGGCCUUUGACAGAUAUGUAGCCAUAUGUAAGCCCCUGUACUAUAGGACAAUCAUGACCCGCAGGUUGCUGAUUGGGCUUGUGAUACUUUCAUGGAUAAUUGGUGUUAUACACACCAUGAGCCAAAUGGUAUUAACAGUGGACUUGCCCUUCUGUGGUCCCAAUGUCAUAGACCACAUAUUUUGUGACCUUCCCCUUGUGAUUAAGCUUGCUUGUAUCGAAACAUACACCUUGGAAUUAUUCAUCAUUUCUGACAGUGGGCUGCUCUCACUCAUCUGUUUCAUCCUCGUGCUUGUGUCCUACACUGUCAUCCUGGUCACUGUACGGCAAAGAUCAUCUGGAGGGCUAUCCAAGGCUCUGUCCACACUGUCCGCACAUAUCACUGUAGUCACCCUGUUCUUUGCACCUUGUAUCUUUAUCUAUGCCUGGCCAUUCAGUAGUUUUUCAGGCAAUAAAAUCUUUUCUGUAUUUUAUGCUGUGAUCACACCCUUACUGAAUCCUAUUAUUUACACACUGAGAAAUCAGAAAAUGCAAGGGGCCAUGAGACAAUUAUGGUUCGUACAUGUUGGCUCCACACAGAACUUCUAG
Rhinolophus ferrumequinum (greater horseshoe bat) is the source of this 939-nucleotide messenger RNA. RefSeq names its product olfactory receptor 4L1. Bases 1 to 939 code for a protein of 312 amino acids. The transcript has a single exon. Gene Ontology annotation, cellular component: membrane. Gene Ontology annotation, molecular function: olfactory receptor activity; G protein-coupled receptor activity. Gene Ontology annotation, biological process: G protein-coupled receptor signaling pathway. Lineage: Eukaryota; Metazoa; Chordata; Mammalia; Chiroptera; Rhinolophidae. The record is from RefSeq and is a predicted model, not a curated record.